AUGGAUUCCUUUGGACAACCCAGACCAGAAGAUAAUCAGUCAGUAGUUAGCAGAAUGCAAAAGAAAUACUGGAAAACUAAACAGGUCUUUAUCAAAGCAACGGGAAAAAAGGAGGAUGAGCACGUGGUGGCAUCUGAUGCUGAACUGGAUGCUAAACUCGAGGUUUUUCACUCCAUUCAAGAGACAUGCACUGAACUUCUGAAGAUAGUUGAGAAAUAUCAGCUAAGACUCAAUGUUAUAUCAGAGGAAGAAAAUGAACUGGGGCUCUUUUUAAAGUUUCAAGCAGAACGGGAUACAACACAAGCUGGUAAAAUGAUGGAUGCUACUGGCAAGGCACUCUGUUCUUCAGCCAAGCAAAGAUUGGCCCUGUAUACUCCUCUGUCUCGUCUUAAGCAAGAAGUAGAAACAUUCAGUCAAAGGGCGGUAUCUGAUACCUUGAUGACAAUCAAUCGUAUGGAACAAGCGCGCACAGAAUACAGAGGAGCCCUGCUGUGGAUGAAGGAUGUGUCCCAAGAACUGGACCCAGACACCCUAAAACAAAUGGAAAAGUUCAGAAAAGUACAGAUCCAAGUGAGAAAUAGCAAAGCUUCUUUUGACAAGUUAAAGAUGGAUGUUUGUCAGAAAGUGGAUUUACUUGGAGCUAGUCGCUGCAAUAUGUUAUCUCACUCCCUCACUACCUACCAGAGGACACUGCUUGGAUUCUGGGAGAAAACAGCCCGAUUGAUGUCCCAGAUCCAUGGGGCCUGUACUGGCUUCCAUCCAUAUGAUUUUGUAGCUCUCAAGCAACUACAAGACACUCCAAGCAAGCUUACCGAAGACCACAAAGAACAAAUAGAAAACAAUUCUCUCACUGAAAACCUCAAUAAGUUAGUUUUGUCAGAUGAGGAAGUGAGCUUGGGAAAUGAACCAGCAGCCGAAGAUCACAAGGAAAAGCAUUUUCAAAUAAGAGAAUUUGGAGCACCUCAGUUUUCUAAUUCUGAAAAUGUUGCAAAAGAUUUACCUAUAGAUUCACUGGAAGAUGAUUUUGAGAAGGAAUUCUCAUUUCUCAACAACCUCCUAAGUCCUGGUUCUUCAGGUACUGGUGAAUUUACCCAAGAAUGCCAGACCGCCUUUGGGAGCCCUGGCACCAGCUUCAUGUUGCGGGAGCCUGCUGUGGGGUCUCAGCCUCUUGCUCAUUCCUCACGAUUCCUUCCUUCACAGCUCUUUGACCUUGGCCUUCAUGCUGCUGGAGCUUUUAACAGCUGGGCCUUGCAAGGGGGAUUAGAAGUUCCUCUUUCACACACUGAUAACCAGCCAGUGCCUUCACAGAGUCCAAAGAAAUUAACAAAGUCUCUCAACAAUGGUAACCAAGACAUGUCAGCCUGGUUCAAUCUAUUUGCAGACUUGGAUCCACUUUCAAACCCAGAUGCUAUUGGACACUCAGAUGAUGAACUACUUAAUGCUUGA
Messenger RNA from Neomonachus schauinslandi (Hawaiian monk seal), 1446 nucleotides. RefSeq names its product islet cell autoantigen 1 like (gene ICA1L). The transcript is spliced from 12 exons. The coding region runs from base 1 to 1446 and encodes 481 amino acids. Gene Ontology annotation, cellular component: Golgi apparatus. The record is from RefSeq and is a predicted model, not a curated record. Gene Ontology annotation, biological process: regulation of transport. NCBI's taxonomy places the organism in Eukaryota, Metazoa, Chordata, Mammalia, Carnivora, Phocidae. Gene Ontology annotation, molecular function: protein domain specific binding.